This is a messenger RNA of Dendronephthya gigantea, 2326 nucleotides long. RefSeq lists its product as uncharacterized. Gene Ontology annotation, molecular function: protein binding. The transcript is spliced from 11 exons. The record is from RefSeq and is a predicted model, not a curated record. Gene Ontology annotation, cellular component: membrane. Bases 26 to 2326 code for a protein of 766 amino acids. NCBI's taxonomy places the organism in Eukaryota, Metazoa, Cnidaria, Anthozoa, Malacalcyonacea, Nephtheidae.
CAUAACUUGAAAGAAAUCUUGUCGCAUGAGUAAUAAAUCGUGUAAAAUGCGGCUUAUUAUCCCAUUCUGCACACUGAUGUUGUAUUUGCCUUCUACUCAAGCAAAAUCCAGUGACAUUCGAAUUGUUGGUGGUAAGUCAGACAAUGAAGGACGAGUGGAGGUUUAUUAUAAGGGACAAUGGGGAACAGUUUGUGAUGAUUUUUGGGACAUGAACGAUGCUCGUGUUGUCUGCAGACAGCUUGGUUUUCAAGAUGCAGAAGCAGCGUAUAAGGGUGCUCACUUUGGCGAAGGAACUGGAAAGAUUUGGCUGGAUGAUGUAAAAUGUAAAGGUGAUGAGUCAUCUCUAUUUUUAUGCAAACAUCGAGGAUGGGGUCGUGAAAACUGUGAUCAUGAUGAUGACGCUGGUGUUCGUUGUAAAGGAAAAAGAGGAUACAUCUCCACCACUUCUACUUUAGGAUACAACUUGAUGACCUCCACUGAAGUGAUUAAAAGCACUUUAGCAAUUCAACCCUCGUCGACAGAAAGAGUUAUAUUGGCAUCUUCCACGACACCAUAUCAGUGUGGUUACAACGAGUACCAAUGUAGAAACGGCAGAUGUAUCGAUUCAUCAAAUAUUUGUGAUGGAAGAAAUCAUUGUUUUGAUGGGAGCGACGAAGUCAACUGUCCCGUAAAAGGGAAUUUUACCAGAUGUCAAAACAAGUUGGAUCUUGGUUUUAUACUGGACAGCUCUGGCAGUGUUGGUUACAAUAAUUUUGAACGAAUGAAACAAUUUGUAAAAGACUUUGCAGACUUUUACAAGCUUGGUCGAGAAGAGACCCGGAUUUCUGUGAUGUCGUUUUCAAGCUUUGCAAACAUUCGUAUUCGCUUUUCGACAUAUUUUUCUACUAAAAGCGAGUUCGAUAAUUCCGUGGAUAGAAUUCCAUUUACAGCUGGAGGAACUGCCACCAGCGUGGCGUUGAAUUUGGCAUAUAAUUCUAUGUUCACAGCACAAUAUGGAGCCAGAGGAUCAGAGUUCAAAAAAGUUAUGAUAAUCCUAACGGACGGCCGUAGUAACACAGGACAAGUUAGCGGACCUUCACGGCAACUGAAGAACUCUGGCGUUGUGAUAUUCAGCGUGGGGAUUGGACAGAGUUUAUCCAUGCAGGAACUGAGAGAAAUGGCAUCAGAUCCAGUGGAUCAACAUGUUAUCACUUUGAACAAUUUUACGCAACUGGCAAGCCUUUCUAAAAAUAUGUCCUCUCAGACUUGUGAUGCAUACCAUUUCCAGGUGUUUUGUGACAACGACUACAUGACAGCUGUAUUUGACCGUAAAGAUUUUCCCAAACACGUCAAUGUUGAUCGUCUUUACCUUCUAAGCCGCUCCUGCAAAGCUAACUGGAACUCAACUCAUGUCAUUGUAAAAACUCAGCUUACUGGUUGUGGAACAGUGUUCACAAAAGACGAUCAAACCCUCUAUUUUAGCAACACACUUAGCGAGAUGGAAUCGAGUCAUGGCGGCUCUGGUUCUGUUUCAAGAAAUUAUCUUUUCACUGCAGCGAUGACGUGUUCAUAUCCUCGAAAACGUACUGUUGGAUCUUUCAGUUUUGCCCCAGCAAAAGAAAGCACAUUUGUUGUUCUAAGUGCGAAAGGAAAUUUCACUCUGACAUUGGGUGUUUUUAAAGGAGGUGAUUACCGUGAAUCAUACACUUCACAAGACUAUCCAGUUGCCAAGUCUUUGUCAGAUAAUCUCUAUAUUCAAUAUUCUGUAAACACGAGCAACUUAGAUCUUGUCGUGCGCGCAGAGACGUGUAGAGCUACACCUACGAACAGACCUUAUGAUACCCCACAGUAUGUCUUCAUUGAUGACGGCUGUGAUAAAGAUGAAACGAUCCGCCAUUAUUCAACGAGAAUGAGUCCUGUACAGCGUUUCAGUAUUCAGGCUUUCCGAUUUCUGUCACAACAUCGGUUCGUCUACCUUCACUGCGAUCUUGUUGUCUGCUACGGACAAGAUUCUAACUCCACCUGCGCCCGUAGUACUUCAUGUCUGCAGCGUUAUCGUCGCGCUGCUGUCGACAAACCAUCAGAUGAUGCAUCGAGAAAAUAUGCGCUAUCAUUUGGUCCAUUGAUGCAUGAAAGAGAAUCAACUGACAAGACGCCAAAAGGUCAACCCGAGAUCAACAUAACGUUGGUGUUGUGUUUCGCUGGAUUUGGUUGCCUGUGUCUGAUUUUGAUUGGUGCAUUGUUCUAUAUGAUUAAACGAUCACGUAAACGCCGUUCCACUGAUGAACUGCAGACUGGAGUUAAGAAAAAGGAAGUAAUGUCAAUGAAGAAUUUAGGAUUUACUUAA